This is a messenger RNA of Brienomyrus brachyistius, 2201 nucleotides long. RefSeq names its product retinol dehydrogenase 12 (gene rdh12). The transcript has 8 exons. The coding region runs from base 939 to 1868 and encodes 309 amino acids. Lineage: Eukaryota; Metazoa; Chordata; Actinopteri; Osteoglossiformes; Mormyridae. The record is from RefSeq and is a predicted model, not a curated record.
GCAUGCAGCUAUAAUAAUAUUCUUUACGAUAUUCCCGGAAUACUCGUUUUACUGCUUUAUUUCUCUGAGAUUAAACGUAAACUUGACACCAUUUACAGCAUUAUGUAACCAAAGACUUGUUUUAUAACGUCGUUAAUGGUAUAACUGCAGAGAUACUGUGUAAUGCCUGUAUGGUGGCAUACCCACAGUGAUUUUUGCUUAAUUAUUUGAAGUAUUUGUAGCUUAUGGUUUUUCAGUGUAAUUGUGUUGUUUUUAUACUUGUGAAAUAAUUCAUUAAUGGACGGCCACCAUUCAAAAGCUGCCUUUUCAUUUUUCCACCCACUGAACGAUUUGCCAGAGGGCGGAGCUACAGCGUAUGCCGCUAUUUGAUUGGUUAUGCCAGUUUUUGCGUAAUAUAACCCGACUGAGAAAUGUUCGAACAUUAUAAGCAUAUAAUAUAUAACAAAGGUGGCUGUCCUGGACAGUUACAUAAAAAGACGUGGCUUUAUGUAUUGUUGUUGGCUGGUUACGUUAGAUUAACUGGGGCAUCCUUAAGAAUCAGGUGGUGCUAUGGGAGUUUAAGUUGUAGAGCAAAGGUUGUUGACCCUGGGAGGGGAAGGGGAAUAGAAUAGAUACUUUAAUACAUUCUUGUGCUGCGUAUGCUGGUCAGGGUCUCAGACAGCAUGGGGAAUAAGGCUGCAGCAGACGCUGGACAGAACGCCAGUCCAUCGCAAGGCACACACGUGUACACUCACCGACACAAUCAUACGUUAUGGGCAAUUUAGAGACACCAAUUCUAGCUUUUUUAGGAUUGUGGGAGAACAUUCAAACUCCAUGCACACAAAAUAGAGACAGGAGUUGAACAACCGACCUUGGAUGCAUGGGUGAACAACAUUCCUCUAGGGUUGAAGGCUGGAACCCAUCUUUAGCUUAUUUUUGCCUUUCGUACUCUGUGCUGUAUGGAUUUUGCUCCAGGAACCUCCAUGACCCUGCUCUGGAUAAACAUAAAAUAUGCAGCCGGUGGGGUAUGUAAGUCCCAAGUCCGACUUGAUGGGAAGACAGCGCUGAUUACCGGAGCAAAUACGGGGAUUGGGAAGGAGACCGCACAGGAUCUCGCUGCACGAGGAGCUCGGGUUGUGCUGGCUUGUCGAGAUGUGGAGAAAGGUGAAGAGGCGGCGGCCGACAUCCGCUCCAAGGUGCCGGGGGCCAAGGUUGAGGUGCGAGAACUCGACCUGGCCGACACCUGCUCUAUUAGAGCAUUUGCACAAAGGUUCCUCAAAGAGGUGAACCACCUACAUAUUUUGGUUAAUAAUGCUGGAGUAAUGAUGUGCCCCUAUAUGAAGACCACGGACGGCUUUGAAAUGCAAUUAGGUGUUAAUCAUCUAGGUCAUUUCCUGCUGACGUACCUCCUGAUUGGGCUGCUAAAGCGCAGUGCCCCGGCUCGCAUCGUCGUCGUAUCCUCCUGGGCCCACGUCUUCGGCUGGAUCCGCUUCCAUGACCUGCAGAGCCUAGGCAGCUACAACAGUGGUCUUGCCUACUGCCAGAGCAAGCUGGCUAAUGUUCUGUUUGUGCGGGAGCUAGCACACAGACUCGCAGGUUCCGAUGUGACUGUGAACUCUGUGCAUCCAGGCUCCGUGUGCUCUGACCUGGUUCGGCAUUCAACUGUGAUGUCCCUGCUCUUUGCACUUUUUUCCUUCCUCCUCAAGACGCCGCGGGAAGGAGCACAGACAUCCGUGCACUGCGCCGUGGCGGAGGAGCUGCACUCCGUUAGCGGAAAGCACUUCAGCGACUGCACCCCUGCAUUUGUGGCUCCCCAGGGAAGAAAUGACAAGACAGCCCGCCAGCUGUGGGACGGCAGCUGUGAGCUGCUGGGCAUUGAAUGGGAAUGACUACUGUUUAAGCUCACCCCCACCUACAGCUAACAGUGGAACAUUCCACCAUUCUCCGUUGUCCAUGUGGCCCUGAUCAGGAUAAGCAGUUGAUGGAUGGAUGGAUGGAUGGAUGGAUCCAUUCCGUCUCUGCUGCGACUCCAGCCUUCUCUGCUUUCUAUCACACUGCUGCUGUGUGGGUUACUAGUGGCCGGGGAGUAGAGAGAAAUUAAACCAUUCGUUUUUAUCCAUCGUCUUAAUUAAAGCUGGUUCAGUGUUAAGUUACUUCUGUUGGAUUAUACAGUUUUUUACUUGACCAUUCAGUAAAUCUGCAGAUGCAUUUUGUGUUGAGCA